Molecule: messenger RNA, 3030 nt
Organism: Dovyalis caffra
Lineage: Eukaryota; Viridiplantae; Streptophyta; Magnoliopsida; Malpighiales; Salicaceae
Source: the annotation of a GenBank genome assembly
AUGAUGGCAUUAGAUGUUAUUACUAGUGCGUCUUCUGUUCCAGCUACUGAGUGCUUUUCGCAAAUUGUGGAGAGCAUGAUGGAGGUUGUAUAUGCUGCCAACAAUGUUCUCAUUAAGAAGGAGAGCUUUAAGGAACUUUCUGUCUACUUGGAAAGGGUUGCACCUGUCCUAAAAGAGCUGAAUAAGAAAGACAUUAGUCGUUAUGGGAGCAUAAACAAUGCCAUUGAGAUCCUCAAUCAGGCAAUCAAAGCUGCAAAGCAGCUGACUGCUGACUGCACCAAGAGAAACAAAGUGUAUCUUCUAAUGAAUUGUCGGACGAUAAUUAAAAGCCUAGAGGACAUCACAAGAGAAAUAAGCCGGGCCCUAGGUCUUCUUCCUUUGGCCUCUUUGGAUCUUUCGACCAGUAUAAUUGAAGAGAUUGAAAAGCUUCGUGAUAGUAUGCAGAGAGCUGAGUUCAAGGCUGCUAUAGCAGAAGAAGAGAUUUUGGCAAGAAUUGAGUCUGGAAUACAGGAGAGGAAUGUUGAUCGUUCUUAUGCCAAUAAGUUACUCGCUCACAUAGCUGAGGCUGUUGGGAUCUCAACUGAGAGGUCUGCAUUGAAGAAGGAGUUUGAAGAAUUUAAGAGUGAGAUUGAAAAUGUGCAGCUUAGGAAGGACCAGGCUGAAGCCAUACAAAUGGAUCAGAUAAUUGCUUUGCUAGAAAGGGCAGAUGCUGCUUCAUCUCCUAAGGAGAAAGAGAGAAAGUAUUUCACCAAAAGGAAGUCUUUGGGUAGUCAGCCAUUGGAACCUCUCCAGUCCUUUUAUUGCCCAAUUACUCGGGAUGUUAUGGUGGACCCUGUGGAGACCUCUUCAGGACAGACAUUUGAGAGAAGUGCAAUAGAAAAAUGGCUUGAAGAUGGGCAUGAAAUGUGUCCUCUGACCAUGACCCCUCUAGACACAUCAAUUUUGAGGCCGAACAAAACUCUUAGGCAAUCAAUAGAAGAAUGGAAGGACAGAAACACCAUGAUUACGAUUGCUUCGAUGAAAUCAAAACUUGUGUCUGAAGAAGAAGAAGACGUGCUUCAUUGCCUGGAGCAGUUAGAGGAUCUCUGUGAACAAAGAGAACAGCAUCGGGAAUGGGUGAUAUUGGAGAAUUAUAUACCAUUAUUUAUCCAGCUUCUUGGAGAAAAAAAUCGUGAUAUAAGGAAUCGUGCUCUUGUUAUCCUUUGCAUUCUGGCAAAAGACAGUGAUCAUGCCAAGGAAAGAGUUGCAGAUGUUCAUGAUGCAAUCGAAUUCAUUGUUCGAUCUCUUGGACGGCGUAUUGGGGAAAGGAAGUUAGCAGUGGCAUUACUGUUAGAGUUGUCAAAGUGUAACUUGGUAAGGGAUGGCAUUGGAAAGGCGCAGGGUUGUAUUCUCCUCUUAGUGACUAUGGCAAGCAGUGAUGACAGUCAAGCUGCCACAGAUGCCCAAGAGCUAUUGGAGAAUCUUUCCUUCUCUGAUCAGAACAUCAUACAAAUGGCUAAGGCAAAUUACUUCAAACAUUUGCUGCAGCGUCUAUCCACAGGACCAGAACAAGUGAAAAUGAUGAUGGCAUCAACUUUGGCAGAAUUGGAGUUGACUGACCACAAUAAAGCAUCUUUGUUUGAAGGAGGUGCUCUGGGUCCACUUCUUCGCUUGGUAUCAUGUGGUGACAUUCAGAUGAAAGAAGUGGCUGUCAAAGCUCUUCAGAACCUAUCAAGCUUACCUGCAAAUGGCCUGCAGAUGAUUAAAGAAGGUGCAUUGCAACCAUUACUUGGCCUUCUCUUUCAGCACGUCUCUUCAUCCUCAAAUUUACGUGAGCAUGCAGCUACCACAAUUAUGCACCUCGCUCUAUCAACGGUGUCUCAAGAAUCCAGCCCUACACCAGUUUCAUUGUUGAAAUCUGACGAUGAUACUUUCAGGCUCUUUUCUUUAAUUAGCUUGACGGGGCCUGAUGUGCAACAAAACGUUCUUCGAAUUUUCCAUGCCUUGUGCCAGUCCCCAUCGGCAUCAAAUAUCAAGACCAAGCUGACAGAGUGUUCAGCUAUGCAAGUAUUGGUCCAGUUAUGUGAACGCGAUGACAACCCCAAUGUAAGAGUGAAUGCUGUGAAGAUGUUAUAUUGCUUGGUAGAAGAUGGUGACGAAGGCACCAUUUUAGAGCAUGUGGGUCAGAAAUGCCUUGAGACCUUGCUCCGGAUUAUCCAAUCUUCUAAUGUUGAAGAAGAGAUUACUUCUGCAAUGGGCAUUAUCUCAAACCUCCCAGAAAAGCCCCAGAUCACCCAGUGGCUUCUGGAUGCUGGGGCACUUACUGUAAUCUCUAGAUUUCUCCCUGAUAGCAAGCAGAAUGAUCCCCAUAAAAAUCACUUGGUUGAAAAUGCCGCUGGAGCCAUGUGUCGUUUUACUGUUCCGACAAAUCCAGAAUGGCAAAAGAGAGCUGCAGAAGCUGGAAUAAUUCCUGUGCUAGUGCAGCUGCUGGACUUCGGAACUACCAUUACAAAGAAGUGUGCUGCGAUUUCUCUCGCUCGCUUUUCUGAGAGCUCGCUAAAGCUCAGUCGGCCAAUACCUAAGCACAGGGGAUUCUGGUGCUUUUCUGUUCCACCAGAAACUGGCUGCCCGAUUCAUGGGGGAAUCUGUGCUGUUGAAUCGUCAUUUUGCCUUGUGGAAGCUGAUGCAUUAGGACCCCUUGUGAGGGUUCUUCAAGAUCCAGAUCCUGGAACCUGUGAGGCUUCUUUAGACGCCCUAUUAACUCUAAUUGAAGGUGUUACACUUCAAAAUGGUAGUAAGGUUCUUGCAGAUGCAAAUGCCAUUCAACCAAUUGUUGGAUUUCUUGGUUCUUCCUCCCCCGGACUGCAGGAAAAGGCCCUGAACACUUUAGAAAGGAUCUUCCGGCUGCCCGAGUUAAAACAGAAGUAUGGGCCCACUGCUCAGAUGCCUUUGGUUGACCUGACACAGCGGGGUAACAGCAGCAUGAAGUCUCUUUCAGCCAGAAUACUUGCUCAUUUGAAUGUACUUCAUGAUCAGUCCUCUUACUUCUAA